CGAUCACACUCUCUUUUCUUUUCCCCUUCUUCGGCCCUCCACAACUCCAACCAACCUUCCCCCUUCUCUUUUCAUUUUCCCCCCCUUCCCCAAACCCUAACCGCUCAUAUUCCCCCCUACCCUGCCAUUUCUCCUUCUCCGAUCUCCCGCAAAACCCUAAGCAAUUGGCUUCCAUGGAUUCCCAGCAGAGCAACCUCUACGAGACGGCUUCGCAGCCGGACACGGGGACCGACGCCUACACGUUCCUGGAAUUCAACACCCAGGGCGAAUCCGAGUUUGACUACCCGGAAUUCCGCUCCCCGGUCGCCUGGCCCACCCCUUCCGACUCCCUCGCCGCGACGGCUUCCUCCUCGUCCGCGGUGGCUGACCCCGUCGUCGUUGACCACCGAGGCGCAGCGACGGCAGCAGCAUCCUCGUCGUCGUCCGAUCACCACCAUUCCAAUUCCCAAGCCGCGUCCCCUGUGGCAUCAUCAGCUGCGAAGGCAGCUGCGCGCGGCGGCCACGGAGUGGACGGCGUGGUGGCUGGAAUGGGAGGGCUGAAUUUCGAGGAGACUGGUGACGAAGACGCAUACGAGUUCGGGAAGGGGGAUUUCACCGAGCAUGCCUGCCGAUAUUGCGGUGUUUCCAACCCUGCUUGCGUAGUGAGGUGCAAUGUACCGUCGUGUAGGAAGUGGUUUUGUAAUUCGAGAGGGAAUACGUCGGGUUCUCAUAUCGUCAAUCACCUGGUUCGAGCAAAACACAAGGAAGUCUGUCUCCAUAAAGACAGUCCUUUGGGAGAAACUAUUCUUGAAUGCUACAACUGUGGAUGUCGCAAUGUGUUCCUUCUUGGUUUUAUAUCAGCCAAGACAGAGAGCGUCGUCGUUCUCCUCUGUAGAGAGCCAUGCUUGAAUGUUAACGCUUUGAAGGACAUGAAUUGGGACCUCAGCCAGUGGUGUCCCCUGAUUGAUGACAGGUGCUUCCUUCAGUGGCUAGUUAAGAUUCCUUCUGAGCAAGAGCAGUUGCGGGCACGCCAGAUUAGUGCACAGCAAAUAAAUAAGAUAGAAGAACUCUGGAAAAGCAAUCCUGAUGCCGCCCUUGAAGAUCUUGAGAAACCUGGUGUUGAUGAUGAACCCCAGCCAGUAGCUCUGAAGUAUGAAGAUGCAUACCAGUACCAAAAUGUAUUUGCCCCACUUAUUAAGCUUGAAGCUGACUACGAUAAGAUGAUGAAGGAGUCACAGAGCAAGGAUAAUCUCACUGUUCGAUGGGAUAUAGGGCUUAACAAGAAGCGUGUAGCUUAUUUUGUUUUCCCAAAGGAGGACAAUGAGUUGCGUCUUGUGCCUGGUGAUGAACUAAGGCUGCGUUACUCUGGAGAUGCGGCUCAUCCAGCCUGGCAGUCUGUUGGGCAUGUGAUAAAGCUAACUGCACAAGAGGAAGUGGCUCUUGAGCUUCGUGCUAGUCAGGGUGUUCCUAUUGAUGUGAACCAUGGUCUUAGUGUUGAUUUUGUGUGGAAGAGUACAAGUUUUGAUCGAAUGCAGGGUGCAAUGAAGACAUUUGCUGUGGAUGAAACAAGUGUCAGCGGGUACAUAUACCAUCAUUUGUUGGGACAUGAGGUUGAAAAUCAUAUGGUUCGCAACGCAAUGCCGCGGCGGUUUGGUGCGCCUGGGCUUCCAGAACUGAAUGCAUCCCAGGUAUAUGCCGUGAAGAAUGUCCUCCAGCGGCCUAUUAGUUUGAUUCAAGGUCCUCCCGGCACUGGAAAAACUGUUACUUCUGCUGCAAUUGUCUAUCAUAUGGCCAAACAAGGCCAGGGGCAGGUGUUGGUAUGUGCACCAAGUAAUGUGGCUGUAGACCAACUAGCGGAGAAGAUAAGUGCCACUGGCUUGAAGGUUGUUCGCAUUUGUGCCAAGUCGAGGGAAGCUGUUAGCUCUCCUGUUGAGCACCUGACUCUUCACUAUCAGGUUAGACAUCUUGAUACUUCCGAAAAGAGUGAACUUCACAAGUUGCAACAGCUAAAAGAUGAACAAGGUGAGCUUUCCAGCAGUGAUGAGAAGAAGUACAAGGCUCUGAAGCGAGCUACAGAGAGGGAGAUAUCUCAGAGUGCUGAUGUCAUAUGUUGCACGUGUGUUGGUGCUGGAGACCCUCGACUUGCAAAUUUUAGGUUCCGCCAGGUACUUAUUGACGAGUCCACUCAAUCGACUGAACCUGAGUGCCUAAUUCCUUUAGUUCUUGGGGCAAAGCAGGUUAUACUUGUUGGCGACCACUGUCAACUUGGUCCUGUUAUUAUGUGCAAGAAAGCAGCUCGAGCUGGACUGGCACAGUCUCUAUUUGAACGCCUCGUGUUACUUGGAGUAAAACCAAUUAGGCUGCAGGUUCAAUAUCGAAUGCACCCGGCUCUUUCAGAGUUCCCAUCUAACAGCUUUUAUGAAGGCACCCUGCAAAAUGGGGUUACUGUAAAUGAGAGGCAAACAACAGGCAUUGAUUUCCCCUGGCCUGUGCCUAAUCGUCCCAUGUUCUUUUAUGUCCAGAUGGGGCAAGAGGAGAUAAGUGCUAGUGGAACCUCCUAUCUGAAUCGUACAGAGGCUGCAAAUGUUGAGAAGAUCGUAACUACUUUCUUGAGAAGUGGUGUAAUCCCUAGUCAGAUUGGGGUGAUAACACCAUAUGAAGGCCAGAGGGCAUAUAUUGUGAACUAUAUGUCCAGAAAUGGUGCUCUUAGGCAGCAGCUUUACAAGGAAAUUGAGGUUGCUAGUGUUGAUUCAUUUCAAGGCAGGGAAAAGGAUUAUAUAAUUUUGUCUUGCGUUAGGAGCAAUGAACACCAGGGUAUUGGGUUUCUUAAUGAUCCUAGGAGGCUUAAUGUAGCUCUUACUCGUGCACGAUACGGCAUCGUGAUACUGGGCAACCCAAAAGUCCUUAGCAAACAGCCGUUGUGGAAUGGUUUGUUGACACACUACAAGGAACAUGAAUGUUUGGUUGAGGGACCUCUUAAUAACCUGAAGCAGAGUAUGGUUCAGUUUCAGAAACCUAAAAAGAUAUAUAACGACAGAAGACUUUUCUUUGGGGCUGGACCUGGAGUGUUGCCCAAUGAUGGUCUGGGAUCUGGUGUAUCCAGUGUUCCAAAUGCUGACAGAAGAAGCGGGCGUGCCAGAGGUGGGCCAGCUAAUGGUGCUCACAAGCCUGGUGUGCAUCCAAAUGGAUUUCCAGUGCCACGAGUCCCCAUGCCAACAUUCCAUGGCCCGCCGCCUCCGCAACCAUAUGCGAUCCCAUCACGUGGUGCUGUGCACGGACCUGUUGGAGCUGUUCCUCAUGUACCUGCACCAGGAAGUCGUGGUUUUGGGGCUGGGCGUGGAAGUACCACUGCUCCUAUUGGUAGUCAUCUUGCACACCAGACCAAUCAGCAGGCAGUUGGGAAUAUUGGACCGAACUUUAACUUCCCUGGUUUGGAGAAUCCCAACAGCCAGCCUUCUGUUGGUGGCCCAUUAUCUCAACCUGGAUUUGUGAACAAUAUGCCAGUUCAAGGGGCAAGCCAGUCGUUUCGUGAUGGGUUUUCAAUGAGUGGAAUGUCUCAGGAUUUCUUAGGUGACGACUUUAAAAGCCAGGGAUCACAUGUGCCUUACAAUGUUACAGACUUCUCCACCCAGGCUUCCCAAAGUGGGUAUGCUGUUGAUUAUGUUACACAAGGAGGACAAGCUGGAUAUCCUGGCAAUUUUCUGAAUCAGAAUUCACAAGCUGGAUAUUCUCGUUUUGGUUCUGGAAAUGACUUCAUGUCUCAGGACUACAUGGGUCAUGCAACACAAGGGCUGUUCACUCAGGUCGGCAUGAAUGAUCCCUCGCAGGAUGAAGCGUCACAAAGCCAUUUCAAUAUGGCUAAUCCAAAUUCACUUCAGUCUCAGGUUCAUAACUCUGCUGCUCUGGAAACAUAUGUGAUGUUGCAUGGUUAUAUGAACUCGCUCUACUCCCAGCCCUUCGGCCACUACAACACUCAGCCACCCAAUUUACAGGCACCACAACAACAGCAGCCCCAUCAGGGGCAGGGGUCCCAGAACCAGAAAAUUCACUACAACGGUUGAGAGAGGUCAGAAAGGCAGUGAUUUUUGUUGGCUGUGAUGGGUUCUAUUGUCUUUGCAAUCCAGCAACUUGGUUCGUGCUGCCGUGUUUGACCCCUCCUAUUAUAAUCCUGCCCAGAGGCGCAAGAUGUUUGCCGGUUUGUCAUGGUCAGUCGAAAAGCCCAAGAGAUGAUGAGAAUAAGUUGUAGUAAGAAGGAUGGUCUGGCACAGCUUGGGCUAAUGGGGCUAUACAAAGCAGUCAGGGUCGGCACAUCCAAGGCGCGAAUGGUCGAUUGGAAAGAUGAGAUAUAACCCCUUUUGUCGGCCUGCAUGGAAAGAGUAAUGUUUAGGAGUUUAUCCAUCUAAGGGAGCAUUACAAGGGCAUGGAUUUGUUCGGAAGGGUUUGGCUGGACAUACUUUGAUUGCAAAAUGGAACUAGUAAACUACAAUACACACAGGAAAUCUCGAGGACACAGGAGAGGAGCUGAAGAAAAUAUUCUUACAUAUGCACUUAGCAGAAAUGCGAAAGGCGGUCUGUGUACAGAAAGACUAGAGAAGUUUGAUCACGUCAACCCUUUUGGCAUAUCCUGACAUGUAAUUAGACUCUUUACUCUUUAGCAUAUAUUAUAAGUCGCCUGGGAAGAUUGAGAUCUGAUUGUUUUCUUACCAUCGAUGCAGUUCUGGUGUAAGUUUUUGAUAGUAGAUCUUGGCAUUUGGUUUGAGUACCACUGUUUCCCUAUAUGAUUUUUGUGGUUUGAGUCCCACUGUUUCCUUAUUUGAAGAGAGGAAGGACUGAGAAUUGUACCAUCACAGAUUGCUGAGAGAAGAAUAUCUGAAUUGGGUGGCUAGGCAUAUGUAUUGGUUUAUCUACGGGUCGUUUGGGGUGUCCAACGGUUUGUUCUUUAUUGUUUCGGAUCAAAUUGAUGUUAGAAUUGGAACAUCCCGAACUGAAUAUGAUG
Molecule: messenger RNA, 4975 nt
Organism: Linum tenue
Lineage: Eukaryota; Viridiplantae; Streptophyta; Magnoliopsida; Malpighiales; Linaceae
Source: the annotation of a GenBank genome assembly